GUAACAACGAUAAUAGUCCUUGGUAACAUAGGUAGUACACAGAGGGGACUCGUACUCUUGGAUACGUCAAACACGCUUCAAAAUUUCUUGAACGUCUAUCAGACUUCGAGCGGUGAAGUGAAGCUAGCAUGCUUAAGAUCACUAUCGUGUUUCUUUGACGUCAG
Messenger RNA from Paraglomus brasilianum, 164 nucleotides. Lineage: Eukaryota; Fungi; Glomeromycota; Glomeromycetes; Paraglomerales; Paraglomeraceae. The record is from the annotation of a GenBank genome assembly.